Messenger RNA from Brassica oleracea var. oleracea, 1067 nucleotides. Its product is annotated as UPF0725 protein At5g63820-like. Lineage: Eukaryota; Viridiplantae; Streptophyta; Magnoliopsida; Brassicales; Brassicaceae. The coding region runs from base 1 to 915 and encodes 304 amino acids. The record is from RefSeq and is a predicted model, not a curated record. The transcript is spliced from 6 exons.
AUGGCUAACAAAGAAUCAAGUGAGCUGGGAAAUUUACCAACAUCCCCAAUGGCUAAGCGGGUCCGAACGUGUGAAGAAUGUGUACGGAGAUCGAUACCCCUCUUUAUCGGCUUGACAAAUCGGCAGCUGGCCUUUGGUUUUGAUGUGAAUUACAAUAAACAACGUCCGCCUAGAUUAGUUCUUGUUCCGUGUACUUGGAGUAAAAACUAUGUUAUCGGUCUCUAUGGUAGGAUUGGACUCCAAUGCUACAAUCUUCAGAAGGGAACGAACUUAAAGUUUAAACACUUGGAGAAACAUAGUACCGAGCUGACUGGGUACUUCAGCUACUACAUAACUUUGGAGGCAACCGAUCCGGCCACUGGCUCUGUCUGCUCUUUUCAGACUCAGUUUAGCGAUGCAGGACGCCGCAUUUCGUUGGGGACUAGGAUUACCUGGUUUACCAUAGCCUCCAGAAUCAAACAAAUACCUAACGAGCCUGUAGAUGAUGAAUGGGAGGAGGAGGACACACCUGGAAUACAUGAGUUGUACAAAGGUCCAAUACCCAAAUGGUUUUCUGAUGAAGCCAGGGAACGUGACAGUAAAAAGUAUUACGUGGUGCCAGAAUCAGAGCUGCAUGACAAUGACUGGCUUCAACUUCUCAUGGAAGUCGCCUUCUUCUCCAAAGCAGAUCGUCGUUUGGAUGCUUACCUACCCUUGGAGCUCAACAGUGUUGUUGUGGAAACUUUGGAAGAUUACACAACAGAGCCGAGUGAGAAGCUCAAAGCUGAUAACGCAAUCUUCUACAUUAGCUACAAGUGUUGCUCUGAUCCUUCAACGCCUUUGGCCGGUGAUCACCGUGCCGUAGUAAGGAAAACCAUGGAUGGCAAACCAGGGCACAUGUGUCUUGAGGUUGCUCUAACCAAAGAACAAGAAUGAAGAAGAGUAAUCUGCCUUGUUAUGAUCUAUCAUCAGUUAUAAUUUAUGAUGUCAUGUUUUCCAGACUUUUCUUUUGUUUCAUGUUUUGUGUUUUGUUUCAUGCUGGUGUUUUUAUGUAUUCAACACUCUUUUGAACUAUUUACUUUUGGUAU